This is a messenger RNA of Sitophilus oryzae (rice weevil), 3548 nucleotides long. Its product is annotated as A disintegrin and metalloproteinase with thrombospondin motifs 18-like. The transcript has 18 exons. Gene Ontology annotation, cellular component: extracellular matrix. Gene Ontology annotation, molecular function: metalloendopeptidase activity. Bases 113 to 3514 code for a protein of 1133 amino acids. Gene Ontology annotation, biological process: proteolysis; extracellular matrix organization. Lineage: Eukaryota; Metazoa; Arthropoda; Insecta; Coleoptera; Curculionidae. The record is from RefSeq and is a predicted model, not a curated record.
UAAAAUUCUAAAAAUCACUCACUACACAUGGUUUCUGUUGUCGUUAAGUGCCCGGUUCAUUCUCUGUUCGGCUUAAAGCAGAUAUGUGCUAGUGUUUUUAAUAACAAAAAAUAUGAAGUACGCUUUGUUUUUGUUUAGUUAUUUUUAUGUUAUAUUGUUAGUUAACUUUUUUCAAUUUGUCGAGCUUAGUACGCCCAUUUUUCACGAUAAAACGUUUGGUGACGUAAAUGAUGCGGAAAUUGUAUAUCCUGAAGUGUCUAGAAGUACGAUAUUUGGAGAAGAAAUUACUCUUAUACAGAUAAGUAAAUGGUUACUUACUUUUGGCGAGGAAGAAAAUUUGCACCUUUCGACUGACCUGGAAAUACAAUGGAUACACGAAAACGAUUCCACAAGCUCAUCCAAAGAAAACUUACCUCAGUGCGAAUACAAAACUGGAACUGUUCAGACGCUGGAAACAACCAGUAGGGCUGCCGUUUCCAUUUGCCAGCAGGAUAUCCCGUUGCUGACUGGAUAUUUCCAGAUAAAAGAGAAUUUCUACUUUUUCCAGCCGGAUUACGAGAGGAAAGGAAGACAUUAUUUAUUUAAAAGAAAAGAGAUCCAACCUUCCCAUACAAGAUCAACCCGCUCAGUACCCCCAUCCAACCCAGAUUGGCUUUUCAACCUCACAGGCGACACGUUCGACAUCCCAGGCGACGACCCAGACACCGAUUUCGAACUCCGCCGCUAUCAACAUCAUCAGGACGGACCGCUUCCCGCCUCUGACGUCACCAGCCUAAAUAAAACUCUUCCCGAAAAUGACGAAAGCGAGAUUCCGUUGGAGUAUUUGCGGAAGGGGCCGAGUGCUGAGGGAGUGGAUAGGAGAUACGAUGAAGAAAACGGAUAUUUUUAUGACAGUGCCUGGUCGGCUUUGUCUGUUCACACUCAUAGAUGGGAUGGCAAUAAUUUACCGACUAGAUGGCUGGAAAUUGCCGUAGCAGUUGACCAUACAUUAAUCCAGUUCCAUGGGAAAGACAAAGUGCAGCAAUACGUUCUCUCGCUGAUGAACAUUGUGAGCGCUAUUUAUCAAGACCCCUCUUUAGGUGCCAAUUUGAAGCUGGUAAUAUCGCGGCUUUUGCUCUACGAGCACAACAAACACGGCGUGGUAAGAACGGGCCACGCCAAGAAAUCUCUGGAGAACGUAAAUAUUUGGAACAGAAAGCUCCACGCCUCUUUGAAACCGGAUCAGCCGAGGCAUGAUAUUGCCGUGUGGCUUACAAGGUCAGACAUCGGUGGUCCCUCGGGAUACGCUCCGGUCGGCGGCGUUUGCGAUCCGAAGAGGAGCUGCUCCCUGAACCGGGACGAGGGACUUACCAGCGCUUUUAUCAUAGCUCACGAGAUGGCGCACAUAUUGGGGUUGACCCAUGAUGGUGAUAAAAAAGCGGGCAACACUUGCGAUGAAGACGCUUUGGAAGGUAGCGUAAUGGCACCCAUGGUUGCAGCUACUUUUAGCAAAUUUUCUUGGUCCGGGUGCUCCAAGAAGGAAUUUCAAGAAAAAGUCAGUAACUGGGAUUGUUUGACGAAUCCGCCGUCCUCUACCCAGGGCGAAAUAUUAUUAAACGCCACGCUGCAGACCAUUUUCAGCAUGGACGAACAGUGUCGGAUGGAAUUUGGGGACGGAUAUUCGAUGUGCCGAGCCUUUGAUGUGAGCGAACCCUGUUCCCAUUUGUGGUGCGGCCAUAAACACAAUCCUUUUGUGUGCAAAACCAAAAAAGGGCCUCCGCUCGAAGGGACGGAGUGUGGAUUUGGAAAGUGGUGUUUCAACGGAUAUUGCAGUGAAAUAACAGACACUAUCAGCAAAAUUCCGAUUGUGUUAAACCCCCAACAUGGAGGAUGGAGUAUCUGGGGACCAUGGGGACCUUGUUCUCGUUCUUGUGGAACCGGAAUACAGUAUCGAUCAAGAAAAUGUGAUAAUCCAAAACCAUCAUAUGGCGGUAAAACUUGUGAAGGCAGGACUGAAGAUUGGCAAAUAUGUUCAAAAGGUCCAUGUAAGAAUUCUUACGUAGAUUUGAGAGCUGAGCAGUGCAAGAUGCUGCCUAAAAUAUUUCCUAAUCCUGAAUUACAAGUCACUGAUACAUGGCUACCUUAUGAAAGUGACCAAGAUGAGCAGAAAUGUAAAUUUUCCUGCAUAAGUGAUGAAAGAAAAGAAAUAUUUAUGACCAAUGAAAACCUUCCUGACGGAACACCGUGUUCUUACGAAAAUCAAGACAAUCUUUGUGUGCAGGGAGUAUGUUAUCAAGUUGGAUGCGAUGGUAAACUGAAUUCCACCAUCUCAAGAGAUAGUUGUGGAGUAUGUGGAGGUGACGAAUCAGAAUGUUAUAAAUCAAAUUCUACAGUUCAUAAAGUUUUGAAAAGAGAAAUCACUAAAAUAUCUGUAUUACCGAAAAUGGCAAGGCAGAUCAGGUUGGAAACCGUAGUAAACGAAUACAGCAGUGCAAAAUCCAGUUUAGCUUUCGUACUAAAAAAUAGAAGAAAAAAGGGAUACAUCGUGGCAGUGCCGAACACGUCGAUACACUCUAAAAUUGUAGAUGGUGUCAACUUCUUUUACAACAGAAUUGGAAGAUUGUAUAAGUUGUGGGGCUUCGGUCCUAUUUUAGCUGAAACAAUAAUUAUGUUGAUAUCAUCAGAAAAGAACAUUUCCAACAAAAUCAACAUCACAUACAACACUCAAUACUCCAUACAAAAAGACUUUCUCUUGCCUUCAAAACGAUUUGUCUGGAUUAUGGGCGGCUGGGGACCAUGUUCAGCAAGCUGUGGUGGUGGUAGACGUCAAAAAACAGUGGCCUGCUGGGAUAAUCAACAGGACAAGUUGGUGAAACGGAAGUAUUGCUCGUUGAUACAGAAACCUGUAACAGAAGUUGAAUCUUGCAAUAAAUUUGGAUGUGAUUUUAAGUGGGUUCCAGGAGAUUGGGAACCUUGUAGCCAAACUUGCGGCAGUAAUGGACUACAGUACAGAGAAAUCUAUUGCGUUCCAGAGUCUUUAUUUGGCACAGUCAGCAAUAUUAGCGCCAUACUUGCUAAUCCUUGGAAAUAUAUGGUCAACCCCACAAAAUGUGCUAAAAACAAACCCGCGGAUGUAAGAGAAUGUAACAGGAAGCCGUGUUUUUAUUACUGGGAAUUUGGAAAUUGGUCGCAGUGUUCAGAAUCCUGCGGAACAGGAAUUACUUCCAGAACGGCACAUUGUCCAGCAGACGAAAAUGGUACCUGUGGAGAACCACCACCACCUCAACGACAGAUCUGCCUAGGAGACUACACUCGUCACAACAACAAACUAUGCAAAGGCAGAAGAUUGAAGAGGUGUAAAGAGGACACAUCGAAAUACUGCGCUUUUGAACUCCUUCAAAGAUACUGUGAGCUGAGAGGAUUUAGAAGCUUAUGUUGCAAAUCUUGUUCUGACUAUAUUAAGAGAGAUAGAAUUACGAAUGUUAAUAAUUUUCAUGAUGAUAUUCAAGUUUUGACCUAUCAGAAUAUGAUAUAAACCUCGCAGAUAUUACUAGAAUAAUAUUAUGUAU